Molecule: messenger RNA, 2929 nt
Organism: Orbicella faveolata
Lineage: Eukaryota; Metazoa; Cnidaria; Anthozoa; Scleractinia; Merulinidae
Molecular function (GO): protein binding
Source: RefSeq, a predicted model, not a curated record
GUUGACGUCAAUCGAUGCAAACAUGGCGAUGGAAGAUUCCUUUCUCGCUAAGAAUUGAACAGAAAACCGUGAAUUUUUAGCAGAUCUUGAGUUUAAAAUUUGCAGCCAUGUUGAUUUACGUCGAAAGCAAAGCUUUCCCGAGCAAGACAUUCACCCUGGUGUGUAACCCACAUGAGACCAUUGCAAGAGCAAGAGCACAGAUGCUUCAUAUUUUAUAUGAGCUAGGAAGAGCUGAACACCAGUUUCGCUUUAGAUUUAAAGGAGAAUAUCUUAGAGAUGGUUAUACCUUUGAGGAUUACAGGAUUCUUGAUAAUUCUGUCAUCAAAAUGGUUCCAAUGAGUAAAAGGAAAAGAGGGUCAUAUGCAACUACAUAUGGCCCAGAACAAAGCAAUCAAGACCUGGAAGGCUCUGAUGUACACGUAUUCACUUCACGAGCUCAUCUACUGGGGCAAGAAGAGUUAGACGAUGUGCAGAAGGCCUUGAGAAAGGAAAUCACUAUUUUUGAACGGAGGGAAAAAUUGCUGGGCAAUUUCAAGGUUCUUUUAUGGAUUCAUUUCCUAGCUACUGUUUUAGCUUUUACAACUAUUUAUUGGUUCUCGUCAUUUUGGACAGGAGCUCUGAUGCUGUUUGGUUUCUUGUACUCCCCAAAUUACACUAGACUUGGUGGCUUUGUUGGGAAGUAUGGCAUGAACAAAAAUAAUUUUGUGAUUGCAUUUUCUGUUGGAGCCAUCAUGAAUGUAACAGCAUCUCUUUUGAUGGGAAUCUACAUCACUUUUGACCUGCUGGCUUACGAGUGUGAUAAUGAAGAACAGACUUGUUUACGGCAGAAGGAGCAAAUGUAUUGGUCCAUUAUCUUCUACCUUGGCCAGGCAUUUUUCCUGGUUUGUAGUGUGUUGAUCUGUGCCAUUUUGGUUCAUAACUUUAAGACAGAGGUUGGUGACUUGAUUGAGACCUACCUUGUGCAGAUCAGGGACAUUGAUAAGGUCAUGAAAAGUGCUAAGACUGGAAGCAUCAAGGAAAGACGAAGUGCAGCUUUUGAACUGGCCAGCUUAGCUGCCACAGGAGAUGACACAAAGUUUAGGAUUGUACAAGAGGGAGGGGUGCCAGCUUUGAUGAAUUUAUGUCUGUCACAAGACCAGGCAACUCAGGAAUAUGCAAUUGAAGCUAUAUCAGAACUGCUGACUGUCCCUGUGAUACAGGACCAAUUUGUGGAACUAGGUGGAGUGCGCACCAUGUGUGCUUUGUUACAUUCCAAGGAGAGCCGUGUGGUGAACGAAGCUGUUACAGCCCUCUCGUACAUAGUGUCUGACAGUGAAGCCAACAGGCAGGUCGUCAUCGGAGAAAAUGGUCUGGAAGAUCUGUGUUACGUCGCUGAAAGAAUACAAAUUCCAGCUUCUCGCAUUGUUGCUGCAAUCUUCCUUGAACUUGCAUUCACUGCAGAAAUACGAGUCAUGCUGUCUCAGCAAAGUGCUCCAGCCACGUCUCUUGUCCACCUGUGCAAGCUUCGAGAUCCAGAAACUCAGCGGUUGGCCCUUCAGACACUGGAGCUGUUGGCCAUUGAGAAUUCUGAUGUGAUCAUAACACAUGAUUCACUUCUUGAGUUGCUGCUGUCUCUUCCAAAUCUCACGGAUGACGAACAGUUAUUCCUGCUGGCGGGAAAAAUCGUUCUGUAUUACGCUGAAAACGAGUUGGCCUGUCAAAAACUGGUCGAGGCUCCCGACUUGAAGUCCUGUUUGAUGGAGUUUUCGUACAGUUUUGAUCCUCUGCUACAGAAUGUAGUGGCAAAGAUUGUUUUAGCUAUGAUUGAGUCACACGAGAACAAGGACGAAAUUGCCGAGCUCGGCUUGGAUGAAGUGCUGAUUCACAUCAGAAACGAGUCGACAGACCGAGAUGCGUGGCGGAUGGCAGAUCACGGACUCAUGAAACUGCACAAUGUCAAACCUGUCGGAAAACAGACUUCCGGCUCAAGCGGCAAGUCCAAUACCAGUGGUGAAGCCCUAACCACAGACCUACCAAACAAGAAAGCUCUUUGAGCCAAAUGUUGGGUACACUGGGAUGCGUGGGCACAAAAUUUGGUCCAAGUUUUCCUUCUGUGCUUCUAACACGCUAUUAAAGGCAAUAAAAGGCAGAUCUCGAAAAAGGAAAAAAUUUAAAGCCAAAGAGUAUACUUUAUAUUCGUCUGCCAUUCCUGAAAUUUGGCUACGCUCGGCCAUUCAGGGCCUCUUAGUUCGAGACCUGCUUAAAGGGUCGCUCAAAGGGACCUAGAUUCUUCCAGAAGCAAUUUGUAAAUAUUCAAACUCUAAAACGCUGCUUGUAAGGCAAAAUUCAAUGUCAGUUACUCUAGGUCUUUUAGAAACAUGUUGAGCAGUGGUAAAUGCCUUUUUGUUUAGCGGAAUCAAGACUGAGCUCGUUAUAGAGCAGUUUUGGUGUAGAAAUCUCAUUUUACCGUACAUGAUAGAAUUUGGUAAGGACUCCACCCAGUCACUGUAAGGAUAAUUUAUGCAACGGUACUAAGCGCGGGAAACUCGCCAAUGUUUAGACUUACUUAUUUUGGCGAGAAAAUGCCGUUGCAUACCAACGAAUGUGCGAAACUUUUUCCUGCACCAAGACUGGUGGGAGUGAAGUGAAGUGAAAUUGCACAACAUCAAAAUCCUGCGUGAAAAUUUUCCUUUACAAUACGGUGUAGAUAACGAAGACACAGACCUUUCAGUGAAGUUGACUUUUAACCAUUAUUUAACUCUUAAAACAUAUUUAUGGUUCAUAAAAUAGGUUUGGUUUGAACAGCACUUAUGUAAAGAUUUUUUGUAGUUGUGUAUCACUGAAAGGUAAUCUAUGAACUGAUCAAAAAUGUUAGCAGUUAUGAAGUACGUUAGUACUGAUUUUUUUCAUGAGUAUUUUUGUGAAUAAAAUGUUUAAAAAGGACUUAAAA